AAGAGAUCCGGGCUCCAGGGGGGCAUUGGGAGAAGACUUGCCAGACUUUGAGGGAAGGGGAGCGAAUACAGCAGGUAUUAAGGAAACAUGCCCAGGAAACGUGUGCUGGAAAAAGACGACACACUCAAAGCAAAACGGACAAAAGUCAGCCAUCGGUCACAUCAAACGGAAGCGGGUCUGGUAUUGACCUUAGGGCAGGGUGACCUCGGGCAGCUGGGCCUCGGGCCUGACGUCUUGGCGAGGAAGAGACCUGCCUUGGUGAAGCUGCCUGAGAAGAUCAUCCAAGCCGAAGCAGGAGGGGUUCACACAGUGUGCCUCAGCGAGACGGGCAAAGUCUACACUUUUGGCUGCAACGACGAAGGGGCCUUGGGGCGCGACACUUCAGAGGAAGGGUCUGACUCUGUGCCGGGGCUUGUGGAUCUGGAGGAGAAAGUGGUGCAGGUUUCUGCCGGUGACAGCCAUACGGCCACCUUGACGGAAGAUGGACGUGUGUUCAUCUGGGGAGCGUUCCGGGACGAGAAUGGCGUCAUCGGCUUACUGGCUCCCACAAAGGGUGUCGAGGGACUCGAAUCCUCCAGCGGCAGUUCUAUCCCUGUGGAGCUACAGCUGGAAGUGCCGAUUGUAAAAAUUGCUUCAGGGAGCCAUCACUUGGCAUUAGUGUCCACAGAGGGGAACCUUUAUACCUGUGGUUGUGGAGACAAUGGCCAGUUGGGUCGAGUGCCCCAAAUCUUCACUGCCCGAGGAGGAAGACGAGGAUUGGAACGGCUGCUGCUCCCCCAACCCAUUCCCUUCAAGCAGAGAGGCGGUAAGACCAAAGGGCACAUCCGUGAUGUCUUCUGUGGCUCCUAUUCCACCAUAGCCCUCACCCAGGAGGGCCACGUCAUUGGGUUUGGCCUCUCCAAUUACUACCAACUGGGUUCACAAAGCAUCGACACUUACUAUUCCCCAAAGAUCCUGACGGCGUUCAAGAACUCUACCAGAUCCUGGGUGGAAUUCUCCGCUGGGCAACACCAUACUGUGUGCCUAGAUUCGGAAGGCACAGUGUAUAGUCUUGGCAGAGCGGACUACGGCAUGUUGGGCCUGGGAGAGGGCGUUGAAGAGAAGAGCAUGCCCACUGCCAUCCCUGGGCUGGCAAAGGCAUCCUCCAUCGCUUGCGGAGAACGGGUUGGCUAUGCAGUUACUGAAGAUGGGCGAGCUUUUGCCUGGGGCAUGGGUUCGAAUCUCCAGUUGGCCACGGGAGACGAAGACGAUGCCUGGAGCCCCGUCCAGAUGUCGGGCCAGCAGCUGGAGAACCGCACCGUCCUCACUGUGACGGGUGGCGGUCAGCACACAGUGUUGCUAGUAAAGGACCAGCAGAGUUGACAAACUGACACGGGUGACCCUUCCAGCAAGAACUCAGGGGGGGGGGGAACGUACCACCUUCCCGCAUCUUUUGGGCUCAGAAGACUAGCUUUUGAUGGCAUCCUGUCAUACCUUCUGAUAUUUUUUCCCUGGAGAGAAGAAUGAUAUGAUAUAAAAUGUUCUCUCAGAGGUUGGAAUUUGUUUAAAUCUAAAAAAUCAGGUUCCCUUGGUGGCUGGAACGAGUCUUGUUUUUCCUAGUCCCCUUCACCUCCUUGGGGGUUCUUUUCCCUGCUGCUUCUGUCAAAUCUAGAAGGUUGGCUGAAAUUUCAAGAUCUUGCUAUCAAAUCUGUCUCUGCCUGCCUGUGUCUGCUAGACUCAUUUUUUUCCUUCAGGUCUUUCUGCUUCUCAAAACUCAGGAAGUUCUCAUGUCGCUCUUUGAUGCUUGAUACCCUCGUUUGCCCUGGGUGACCUGCCACGCUCCCCUUUCUUGCACCUCCCUCUGUUUCUUCUUUGGUACAGAUGGCAGAGUAGGUGGAAAUUACCAUCAUCCUGAGCUACAGUAAAAAGAGAGGAGGGUGUGGCAGGUCACCUAGGACAAACCAGGAUGUUGGUGUCAAAGGGAGACAGGAGAACACGCUGCAUUUGGAGAAGAAGAAAGGCCUGAAGAGGGGGAAAAUAAGCCUUUGUUGCCUCUCAAACAUUGCUUGAGAAGGGGCAACUGGGGCGUGAACCGGUCUCAUGUUCCUCCAUCUGGUUGGCGAGAGUUGGGCUUCAACAGCUUGUGUGUGGGGAGUUGCUUGCAAAGAACAGUUCUUCCAUUGUUUUGAAAGCUCUGCCCAUGGACCAUUCCUCUGGGGUGGCUUUUUGGGGGGUGGGGUGGGAGGCGGGAGCUGUCCCUGCUUCAGGGUUUUUAAAGGGAUGGGAGGGCCAAAGGCCUUUGCAUAUGUUUUCUGGAUGGCGCUUUCAAAACUGCAGCCAGAAUACUCAGACUCGAUGCCUUCUAUGGUGCUGUCGUCUAAGUACUGUAUGGAUUACUGGACUGUGGAAUUGACACGUGCUUGGGCGCUCUCACUUUUCCCCAUUUUCUGAUGUCAGGAUACACUGGGCUCUCCUCGACUCCUGUUUGCUCCCUUUUAAACAAAUGAGACAAAGGUGGUUAUAUUUUGAUCAGAAUAUUAAAACCUCAUCUCUAGCCAUCUGCUUCCACCACCUGCCUGGUGUUUUCGGUGAGCAGCUGGUAUGUUUUUAAAGCAUCGACUGGCUUCCUUAGAUUGGGUGUGGAUCAGAGCUGGACAGAGCGGCCUUGCUUCUGGUUGUUUGCCUUUUCGGUUGGGACUGCACAUUUUAAGACUGAUCUUGGCUCUGAUUUGGCCCUGUGCUGCCUUUAGGAAGGAAAGAAGGUGAGGACUCACGGCCUGGUGCCAUUUCUGUACAAUUUGUGUGCAGCAACUGGACUAGGGCAGAGAAACUAGUCAGCCUUCCCAUUUUCUCUAGCAUUCCUCUUCUGGUAGGCACAUUCAAAAGAUCUAAAGGACGAGCAGCAGUACCUCAAAGGGCUGUGUUUUUUAAAUACUGAG
Gekko japonicus is the source of this 2918-nucleotide messenger RNA. It is a transcript of the gene RCC1, whose product is annotated as regulator of chromosome condensation 1. Gene Ontology annotation, cellular component: cytoplasm. The transcript has 10 exons. The record is from RefSeq and is a predicted model, not a curated record. Bases 88 to 1362 code for a protein of 424 amino acids. NCBI's taxonomy places the organism in Eukaryota, Metazoa, Chordata, Lepidosauria, Squamata, Gekkonidae. Gene Ontology annotation, molecular function: guanyl-nucleotide exchange factor activity.